Nerophis lumbriciformis (worm pipefish) is the source of this 1500-nucleotide messenger RNA. The record is from RefSeq and is a predicted model, not a curated record. Lineage: Eukaryota; Metazoa; Chordata; Actinopteri; Syngnathiformes; Syngnathidae.
AUGCAGCCUUGGGACGAGCACAACAAGAAGCUGAUCUCGCAUGUGCACCCACACGAUUGGGUCAACCCGACGCCCCAGGACCGCUACCACCUGGUGGUGGUGGGCGGCGGAACCGCCGGCUUGAUCAGCUCGAUAGUCGCCGCCGGCGCCGGUGCCAAAGUGGCCCUGGUGGAGCGCCACCUGCUGGGCGGCGAUUGCCUCAACGUCGGCUGUGUGCCGUCGAAAGGAGUGAUCAGCGCCGCCCGUGCCUGGCAUACCACCAAGACCGCGGCAGAGGUGUUCGGUGCACCGCCGGCCGAUGGCGCCGGUGACUUCGGCCAGGCGAUGGAGCGCAUGCGCCGCGAGCGUGCCGCGAUCGGUCCCCACGACAGCGCCCAGCGCUUCAGCGACCAGGGCAUCGACGUCUUUCUUGGCCCGGGCAAAUUCGUCGCCUCCGACGCGCUCGAGGUCGAUGGUCAACGGUUGCACUUUCGCCGCGCGGUGAUCGCCACCGGCGCCCGCGCCGCCGCACCACCAAUCCCCGGUCUGGCCGAGGUCGACUACCUGACCAACGAGAGCGUGUUCUCGUUGACCGAGCUGCCGCCCCGCUUCGGGGUGAUUGGCGGCGGUCCGAUCGGUUGUGAGAUAGCGCAGUCUUUUGCCAACUUCGGCAGUGCCGUCAAACUAUUCGACAUGGCGCCACACGUUUUGCCGCGGGAGGACGCCGACGCCGCCGAAAUCGUCCAGCAGGCGCUGAUCCGCGACGGCAUCGAUUUGCGUCUCGGAGUGUCGAUCAAGGCCAUCGAAAAGGACGGCGACGCGAUCGUCGUGGUGGCCGAGAAGGACGGUGAAACCAGCCGGACCCCGGUCGACCAGCUGCUGGUGGCAGUCGGUCGCAGGCCCAAUACCGACGGACUAGGACUGGAAGCGGCUGGUGUCGAUUACGACAAGCACGGCGUCACCGUCAACGACAACCUACGCACCUCGAACGCCAAGAUCUUCGCCUGCGGCGACAUCGCCUCGCAGUACAAAUUCACCCACACCGCCGACGCCCAAGCCAAAAUCGUGGUGCAGAACGCGCUGUUCUUCCGCAGCCUCAAAGCCAGCUCCUUGGUGGUGCCGUGGGCAACCUACACCAGCCCGGAGAUCGCCCACGUCGGCAUGUAUGCGGAAGACGCCAAGAAGGCCGGCGUCGAGAUCGAUACCUACACCGUGCCUUUGACCGACAACGACCGCGCCAAGCUCGACGGCGAAGCCGAUGGGUUCCUCCGCGUUCACUUGAAGAAAGGCAGCGAUCAGAUCGUCGGCGGCACCUUGGUGGCCACCCACGCCGGCGACCUGCUGGCUCCACUGGCCCUGGCGGUGACCCACAAGAUCGGUCUGGGCAAUUUCGCCAGCACCAUCCUGCCCUACCCCACUCAGGCCGAGAUCUACAAACGGGUGGCCAGCGAGUGGCAGAAGACCAAGCUGACGCCGACGGUGACCAAGAUCUUGAAUUUGUGGAUGAAGAUCUUCAAGUAG